Molecule: messenger RNA, 2246 nt
Organism: Oncorhynchus tshawytscha (Chinook salmon)
Lineage: Eukaryota; Metazoa; Chordata; Actinopteri; Salmoniformes; Salmonidae
Product: nuclear pore complex protein Nup98-Nup96-like
Exons: 4
Coding region: 474-1145 (223 amino acids)
Source: RefSeq, a predicted model, not a curated record
UCGGUGCCCAGGGAACAGUGGGUUAACUGCCUUGCUCGGGGGCAGAAUGACACAUUUUUACCUUGUCAGCUCAGGGGUUUGAUCAAGCAACCUUUUGGGUUGUUGGCCAAAUAAUCCUACCCGCCAGGCUACCUGACGCCUAGUCAUGAGGAAGGUUAAGUUGAUGAGUGAGAGGAGAGUUUGAGGGUCAGUGCUCUCAGCAGAUAACCUGGAUGGGCUGACAAGGAUUCAUCAUAAUCUCACAAGUGCUACUGUGACCUGCUGGGUUCUAAGUUCAAACCCGACCAGUCUGCGCAACCCGACCAGUCCCUCUGUGCUCGGUGAGCUAAAGGAAGUAAUCAUGUCUCAGGAAAGCUUACAUAUUACGUGAGCAAGCACUGUUGGAAAACUUAAAACAUGUUAGCUUGUUAACUUCAUACGAUUUUACAUGUCUUAUUCCUCUGUCCAGGCUGCGUGAGCGGGCGGUGAGGGAGAUGCUGCAGCUGCACUGCCCCCUGCUGGAGACGGAGGAGUCUGCCAAGAAAGAGCACUUUCUCACAGAGAGACUACUGAUCCCAGAACAGUGGCUCCACCAGGCCAAAGCUACCAGAGCCAGAAGAGACACAGACAGACACGGAGAGGCCCUUCACCUGUACAGAGCAGGACACUGGAACCUCUGCCACAGUCUGGUCAUACAGCACCUUGCCUCAGAUUGCAUCAUUAAUGAUAAUCAUGAGUACCUCUUGAAGUUCCUGGAGGGGCUUGCAGUUCCUGAGCGCAGUGCUGUGAUCCAGGACUGGGACACGGCGGGCAGAGUCUACCUGGACUACAUCAGAGUCGUACAGACCCUACACGCCAUACAACAGAUGGACAGUACUGGUUAUGAGCUGGAGUGUCUACACACUGAGGUGAGGUCACUCUGCAACAGGAUAGAGGUCCUCCCUUGCUCCACCGCCAAGGACCGCCUCGCCCAAUCAGAGAUGGCCAAGCGUGUGGCUAACAUCCUGCGUGUGGUGUUGAGUCUGCAGCAGGGUGGUGAGGGUGGCGAAAUCCCCUUGUCCCAGAUUGCGUCCAACAUCGGCCGUCUGCCCAUGCCCGAGGACUAUGCUCUCGAGGAGCUCCGCAGUCUCACCCAAUCAUAUCUGAGACAGCUCAUUGUCAGCUAAUGAUCUGCCCCCUGCCCAAUAGCAACUGAGGUAGUUUGUUGGAAGCCAAUGAGAACAGUGGGGGAAGGGACUAUCUAGGACAGUUUAAUAGAACUACUGGGGUGUGGUAUGAAUGCAGCGAUGGACUUGAUGUGUGCUCCUUUGGGACUUUGGUUUCUCCUGAAGAAAAUGGCACAAGAUUAUUGGAUGAAGCAUUCGUCAGUGUGUGGAAAUGAAUGACUUGCAAGUUUUUGUAUAGCUCUGUUGUACUUAGUUUGUGUAAGAUGUGUUUAAAAAUUGAACUGCUGAACCCUCCUAAUACUCACCUUUCCCAGCGUUUGACCCUGUUUAAAGGGACAAUCUCAUUGGCUGGUGUGUGUACCGCCAGUAUAAAUGCUUUCUGCAAACUGUUUGACUUGUUUUACAUCAACGUGGAAACUUAAAGGUCAUUAUAGUAAGAUUGGUUCGGGAACUGUCAAUAUGUGUAUACAUAGGGAAAAUCUAUAGCUGAAAAUGGAGAAGACUCAUGUAAUAUUGUACAAAUAGCAGGCUUGAAAUGAACAAUUCUUGUUUUUGGAUACCAAAAGACAGAGAAAAUGUAAAAUGAUAAUGGAUAAAAUGAUAUUUUUGUAUUUUUUUGUUGUUGUAUAUUGUCUGAAACCCAGAGUAUGUGUGUAGUGUAUUGGAAUGGAAUCUAACUAGCACUUCAUCACAUAUGUUUCAGAUUUCUAUUUUAUGGGGACUACCAGAGCUGGUUUUUGUAAUCAGUAAUCCAACAAUAGUUUGUUUUUAAUGAGCCAAUCCAUUUUCUCUGGUCUUUGCAAGGAGUUUGAAGGAUAUUUUAAAUAUUAUUUACAGGUCCUUGGUGUUACCACCCUCCAUUCUCAUUCUUUGUUCCCCUUUCUCUAGUUUUCUGUAUGUAGAUUUUUCAAGAGAAAUGUACUUAUUGAUUGAUGUGCUGCUGCUGCAGUAUAUUUUGGGUGGGAGACCGCUCCCCUCGUGCAAAGUGCCUUUUACGAGGAGGGUCUCCGUACUUCUGUUGCUGCCGUUGCUUUGUGCACGAUUGUGAUGGUGAUAACGUUUUUAUUAGUCUGAAUAAAAUGCAUUCUAUUUUCUCCUGAA